UAAAGAAGUUUAACAUUUAUUUAUGUAGUUAUUUAUGUCUUGUCAUGAUGUGAUUAAAUAACUAAAGAAAGUCUAUAAUGAAGUAAAGAGAUCAAAAUCUGUUUAUAUUUAUGACACCAUUUAUUUUUACGACGCUUAUAACUCCCACUGUCUGACAAGGAAAUGACUCUCUCAACAGCCUUUCUGACAAGUUUCAUCCAACCUUUGCUCGGCCAAACAAUAACCACUCCUCACGACAGCAGCUCGAGAAUUAUGAUCCUCUGGAUAAACCCACAGCACACUUUACUGAAGGGAAUAAAGACCGUAUCAAAGGACACUGGGAAGUGAAUAAACUCGUGUGAACUCCUCCAGAGACGCCGGGGUUUCUCGCUUUACAUUCAAUAUCAUUUUGAAUGUUGGCUUUAUCCCGCUGUACAAGGCUGUAGGUGAUAUAAAGAAGACGGUGUGGGAUGAGAUGCCAUCUGAAAAAAGUCUUCCUCCUAGCAGCUGGUCUUCUCGUUUUGACCAGGGUCUACAUCUACAUGCAGGGAGCAGAAUCGGGACACCUCAAGGGGUCACUGACCUGGAUCUGGGAUAAGGAGAUUUGGGUGGAAGAUCUUAAGGGCCAUUACCUGCAUUUCAACGUUUCCAUUAAGGUUCUGGCAGGAGUCUUCCAGCCGUUCAAGAAGUACCUGACGGUGGGGCUCUCGUCUGUGAAGAGGGCAAAGGGCAGUUAUCUUCAGGACACUCUGAAGUCGAUCUUCUCGGCCUCCUCAGAGGAAGAGCUGGAUCAAAUGGUCGUCGUGGUCCUUCUUGCAGACUUCGAUGUGAGCUGGAUCCAGCAGACUUUAGAGAAGAUUAGCGAUGAGUUCCACACGCGGCUGUCCAAGGGUCAACUUCUGGUCAUCCACGCCAACAAAGACAACUAUCCUCCCCUCGCAGGACUGAAGAGGAACUUCAACGACGCUCCCGACCGCGUGUCCUUCCGCUCGAAGCAAAAUGUGGACUACUCCUAUUUGCUCCAUUUUAGCAGUAAUCUCUCCCAGUACUAUAUCAUGCUGGAGGAUGACGUGAGCUGUUCGAAGAACCUCCUCUCCAGUAUACGUGAGCACAUCGGUUCUGUGGGCAACUCGAAGUGGGUCACGUUGGAGUUCUCCAAACUGGGCUACAUCGGAAAACUCUACCAGUCCAGAGAUCUGCCCAUUCUGGCCCGAUUCCUUUAUAACUUCUACCAAGAGAUGCCCUGCGACUUCCUGCUGUCGCAUUUUCACCGAUUGUUGAUGCAGGACAAAGUCAUUCGUUUCCGCCCAUCUCUGUUUCAGCACAUGGGCACGUACUCGUCGUUCAAGGGGACGUUCAAUCGUCUCAAGGAUGAGGACUUCGUUGAAGAAGUUUCUGAUAACCCUCCAGCAGACAUUAGCACGAAUAUCGAAACCUAUAAGAGCAAUACCGUCGACAAAGCUUACAGCCAGGGCUUGGAGUAUUUCUGGGGUGUUUCUCCUAUUGGCACAGAAAAGUACAUUUUAGUGGUCUUUCAUGAACCUGUUCUGAUCUCCCGUGUCAAGAUAGUAACCGGAUUGGAUGGGAAAGAUGAGCUGGCCUCUGCUGAUGUGGAUCUUGGAAAAACGCUGGUCAGAAAGGAGUCGGAGGUGGAGUGCUCUGGAUUCAUCAAGCUGGGUUCUCUUCAGCAAGGUCAGUUAAAUGAAGCGGCCGUCCAGAAGCUAGUGCCGGUAACCGUGGCAUGUCUACGAAUCCGAGUCACCGCAGCACAGAUGACCUGGGCUGUCGUACGCAAGAUCCAGGUCUGGACUGUUAAAGCUGACCAAAUCACAUGAAAUACAGUACUGCUGCUGUGCAUUUAUUAUCAUGACUUCCAAAGGCUUGAAUCGUUCAAAUAAACACAUGCUUGCUAAUCUGUAUGUGAGGGAAUGAUGUCAUUACAUUGGAUUAAAUAAUUGAAUAUAAAUAUUCUUAAAACAAUAUAUAUAUAUAUGUUUUGGCAUACUAUAUUUUCUUAGGAAACUAUGUUUAAAUUAUUUUUAUUCUCUGCUCCCGUUGUAAAAUAUUUAUUUUGUUAUUAGAAAUGAAAGACAACUUACUUUUAACUUAAACUUUUAACAAUACUUGUUUUUUCAAUGAAGUUUGUUAAUAUUUUGAAUGUGUUUGGUUUUAUAUUUCCUGUUUUAAUUUUAGGGGGAAGGUUUAGUUUUGUUGGAUUUAUUAUUAUUUCCAUAAAUUUGUCUAUAAUUUUUUUAUCACAAUUUAGUUUGAUAUUUUAUUAUUAUUUAUGGUUUAAGGUUUACUUCACAAUAGUAACCCUAAUUUGAACUCCUAAGAAGUAUGAGGAUUUAAAGUUGUAUUUGUUUAUUAUAAAAGGCAUGGCCUGGAUGUUGUGUAGUUGAGUGGUAAAGAGGAUGCAAAGAUUCAAAGAGCAUUUUACAGUCAAAAUAUUCAGAUUUAUAACUCUUGUUAAAAAAAAAGAAAGAAAAAAAAAAAGGGAUGUUUUGUAAAAUCCGCCCCCUAGGGGUGAUGACUCUAAAUACAAUUCUCUUGUUCCAUCGCUCCAAGCACCAAUGACCCAUGAGGACUGAAAAAUGUCCCCACAAGAAUUUUGGACAUUGCCAUCUUUGUGGGGACAUUUUGUUCACAUAAUGUAGGGUAUACCUGCACCAAACACACUCACACAUUUAAAUUAAAUUAAGUUUGCUCAGUAUUUGUGUGAUAUGAUAGAUUUUUAUACCAAAGAGUCAAGUUGUAUUGUAUGUACUGUGUUUCUGACAAUCAGAUGAGCAUAUGUGUGUUACUGAACCUUGAUAUGUUCUCUCUCUCUCAGGGACAGACAGUGAGAAAGAGCAUCUGUAUACUGUAGUGCAGAGAUUACUGAACAGCUCAGAAUCACAAACUGAUGUUUUUACUCUAUGAAUGUGAGUGUAAUCUCUUCUAAUAGUUUUCCAUAUUUUUGCUAAACUGUAUGCACAACUUUUGUCGGUGACAGCCAAUUAAACUAGUUUCAUGUUUCC
Molecule: messenger RNA, 2999 nt
Organism: Carassius auratus (goldfish)
Lineage: Eukaryota; Metazoa; Chordata; Actinopteri; Cypriniformes; Cyprinidae
Product: alpha-1,3-mannosyl-glycoprotein 4-beta-N-acetylglucosaminyltransferase C-like
Exons: 4
Coding region: 450-1814 (454 amino acids)
Biological process (GO): protein N-linked glycosylation
Molecular function (GO): acetylglucosaminyltransferase activity
Source: RefSeq, a predicted model, not a curated record